Messenger RNA from Pichia kudriavzevii, 1143 nucleotides. RefSeq lists its product as uncharacterized. NCBI's taxonomy places the organism in Eukaryota, Fungi, Ascomycota, Pichiomycetes, Pichiales, Pichiaceae. The transcript has a single exon. The record is from RefSeq and is a predicted model, not a curated record. Bases 1 to 1143 code for a protein of 380 amino acids.
AUGGUCGACUUUGAACAUAAGACUGGUGGUCAUGGGAAACCGGAGAUCACUAUAAAUACCGAUUUCAGUGAGGUGGGAGCAACGCUUCCUCUGAAAACAAAACAAGCAACUACUCCAAUUGUCGAACAUCUUCUCUCUCCCAUGAAAUCGAUAAUGUCAGAUGACGUUCUUGAUGGUAGGGAAGCGGAAAAGGUCAAAGCUUCUGCCGUUCAGAGGGAAAACUAUUUACAAACCCCUCUACAACACUCUAGUGGUGGGUUGUUUAGUAAGUGUUUCAGUUUUUAUAGAACUAUGUUUACGGAUGUUGAUUCACACUGUGAGAAGUUGUACUAUUUAUUUGCCGUUGAAAUAUUUAUCAUCUUUGUCACUUAUACCCAUUAUUCGACUCUCGACAAAAGAAAUAAGUUUCUAACCCCAAUUGUCAUGGGUGGUGUCACUACGAUGAUAGGUGAAACUAUCAUCCAAAUAUAUAAAUGGAAUUUAAGGAGACAUACAUACAGAAAGAACCAAGGUAUAUAUUCAAAGAUGGGGAACGACGAAGAGAUGCAGAUUGAAUCAGAAUCGUCCUCAUUAUCAGCAAUAAAGCAAAAGAAGGGGAUGUCCGCAACAAAAAUGAAUAUGCACCAUCGGAAUUUAAGCAAUGUAAGCAACAUAGACCAGAUUGAAACGGAAAAGGAGCAAUUACCCCAAGAUUUGACGACUUUUUCUGAUUUGGAAAGUUUGGAGAAUUCAUUCAUUCCAGAACAUUGCAAGAUCCUUGCAUGGGGUAGCCUUAAUGGAUUACUAUCAAGCUACUGGAUUGAACUGGUGAUAAGCCUAUUUCCCGAUCAGCCAUUGUACUGUGUACUGAUGGAUCAAACCAUUGGGGUACUUAUCAACCAAACCUUAUAUUCUUUAUUUCUCUGUCUUUGGGAUGGUGAAAUGGAAGUUUGCAGCGGCUAUUCUCAUAAGGAGGAUUUAACUUGGGAAGUUUUCAUUGAAAAUUACGCUGUGAUGUUGUGGAAAUACAUGAAAUUAGCGUGGAUGGUAUGGCCCUUUAUUAGUUUCUUUAGCUUUAUGAUACUUCCUCAACAAUGGAUUUUCCCCUUGAACUGUGUGUGUACUACUCUUUUCACGUUGGUUUUAGCAGGAAGCAGAGGAUAG